UGGCUUGUGCAUGGGCGUACGAAGAAGAAUAUUGAAUCCUUUCUCAAGUGUGAAAACUCAAUGUUUUGUUGUAAUUGUAUUUGAAUGUAGCUGGUUCCUUUGUUCAUACCUAUUCCAAUCUGCACCAUCAUUUCUUCUUCCUCACCCAUUACAGAUAAAUACCAAAACCAAAGAAAAAGAAAAAUUCUAGAAAGAAACGCAACUUUUCCCAUACCUCACUCCAAUGGCCACGCGAAAGCUGAUUCGCGAUUUCUUCCUCUCCAAACAAUCACUUCUUCUUCCUUCGCCUCACCACCGCCACCAGGGUUGGAAUAGGAAUAGAAGGUUACUUCUGGGCUGGGAAGAUAGACGUAGAUACAGCGUCUUCAAUGACUUCUCGAACAAGAUUAAAGGCGAAGCUGUUAGAAACCAAGAAUUCCAACAGUCUGUCAAGGAGCUGAAGGAAAAAGCAGAUGAGCUUAAAGGGGUAAAAGAAGAGCUAAAAGAAAGAACAAAGCAGAAAACUGAGAAGCUGUACAAACAAGUGGACGAGGUUUGGACGGAAGCUGAAGCUGCGGCAAAGAAGGUUUCUUACAAUGUUAAAGAGAAAAUUUCAGCUGCAACUGAGGAGGUGAAGGGAACUUUUGGGAUAGGAAAGCAGGAAUCUUCUGGAUCAACUGAUUCUUCAACCAAACAGGGUGCUGAUGUAAAUGGAGAAAAUAAGACAUCAUCCCAGGAAGAGCAAACCCAGCAAUCUGGAUCUAGCAAUGCUACAGAUUCAUUGUUUGGGAAAUUUAAAUCAACUAUUUCCUCUCCAAAUAUUUCUGCUGCCUUCCAAAAAUUAAAGGAUGCAAAGAUAGUUGACAUAACCAAGAAAAGUUAUGACAUAGUAAAAGAGGAGUUAAGCAGUACUCCAACAAAGAGAAAGCGAGUUCCUUUUGCAUCAAGUGGUGAAACAAGUACAAGAACAGACCUUGUUGUUAUGCCAUCUAAACAAUCUUGGUGGAGUAAGAAAUUUGAUGAGUUCAGGGAGAAGGUGAAAGGCCAUCCAGUAUCCAAGCGGUUCCUUAAGUAUAGUGACCCAGUGAAGACAAAGGGCCAGGAGAUAGUAGAGGACUUGCGCGAAAGAUAUGAGACCAGUGAUAGCCCCAUUGUUCACAAAAUACAGGAUAUCAAUGAUAGUAUGUUUCAAGAGACAGAUGCUGCAAUUUCUUACAAGGAAAUACGUCAACGGGAUCCUUAUUUCUCAUUACCAGAAUUUGUUGUCGAAGUACAGGAGGCAAUAAAACCAGUGCUUAAUGCUUACAUCAAGGGAGAUGUUGAAACAUUAAAGAAGUAUUGUAGUCCUGAGCUGGUUGAACGCUUGAAAGCAGAGCGUCAUGCUUACCAAAGUAAUGGCAUAUUCUUUGAUAACAAGAUUCUGCAUGUAUCUGAUGUGGAUGUAAGAGAGACCAAGAUGAUGGGUUCAUCUCCAGUGAUUAUUGUAAUGUUUCAAACACAGCAAAUCUACUGUGUACGUGAUAGGAAUGGGGCAAUUACGGAAGGAGGCAAGGACACAAUCCACACUGUAUUCUAUUUUUGGGCAUUACAACAAAUGGAUCAAGAAGAUCGUGGGGAAGAUGGCAUUUACCUAAUGUGGAGACUAAGAGAGAUGCAACAGCAAGGCAUCCAAGCCCUCAUCUAGUUUUUGACAUGACUUCCUUAUCCAGGGAUUUGUAUAAUUGAGCCUUUAUAUUAUUCUAUACUCUACCUCUGAUUUUUUUCUUGGGGCCAAGUUGUUGUAUCCCGGUGAUUAAAUCCAAUAGUUUUUUUUUUCACAUACUAACUAGAAAAAUAAUUUGCACUUGAGUUCAUUGUUUUAUGUUACCUGAGCUGGGGCAACGGUUUUACUCUGCUCGCAACCCAGAAAUUGUUAAUAUAGUGGAGACAUUAUUUGUUUCUUUAAAAA
Messenger RNA from Vigna unguiculata (cowpea), 1927 nucleotides. RefSeq names its product translocase inner membrane subunit 44-2 (gene TIM44-2). Gene Ontology annotation, cellular component: mitochondrial inner membrane. Lineage: Eukaryota; Viridiplantae; Streptophyta; Magnoliopsida; Fabales; Fabaceae. Gene Ontology annotation, biological process: protein import into mitochondrial matrix. Gene Ontology annotation, molecular function: protein-folding chaperone binding. The record is from RefSeq and is a predicted model, not a curated record.